This is a messenger RNA of Striga hermonthica, 1425 nucleotides long. NCBI's taxonomy places the organism in Eukaryota, Viridiplantae, Streptophyta, Magnoliopsida, Lamiales, Orobanchaceae. The record is from the annotation of a GenBank genome assembly.
AUGGCCCUGAAUUUGCUGUCUCCAAUUGAAAUCAAGACACUUUCUUUCUGGGACUCCUCCAAAUCGAAUUGCAGCCUUAAUCUCCUCAAGUCCCAAGUUGGGCUUUCUUCCAAAAGAAAGGAAAAUGGGUGCACUUCUGCAAAAAGAGUCCAUUGUUCGGCACAGACACCUCCUCCGGCUUGGCCCGGCCGGGCCGUCAUCGAGCCCGAAAGAAAAUCUUGGGAGGGCCCGAAGCCCAUUUCUAUUGUUGGAUCCACUGGCUCCAUUGGAACACAGACAUUGGAUAUAGUUGCCGAAAAUCCAGAUAAGUUUAAGGUUGUUGCGCUUGCUGCUGGUUCCAAUGUGACCCUUCUUGCCGAUCAGGUUAAGACGUUUAGACCUAAAUUAGUUUCUGUUCGAGACGAUUCGUUAGUUGAUGAGCUCAAGGAAGCUCUGGCUGAUGUCAUCGACAAGCCCGAGAUCAUUCCUGGAGAGCAGGGAAUCCUUGAGGUCGCUCGGCAUCCGGAUGCUGUUACUGUGGUAACUGGGAUUGUUGGCUGUGCGGGCCUGAAGCCUACGGUGGCUGCCAUAACAGCUGGAAAAGACAUAGCUUUGGCCAAUAAAGAGACACUAAUUGCUGGAGGGCCUUUUGUUCUUCCUCUUGCACACAAGCAUAAUGUCAAGAUUCUUCCUGCAGACUCUGAACACUCGGCUAUAUUUCAAUGUAUACAAGGCUUGCCAGAAGGUGCUCUGAGGCGAAUAAUUUUGACGGCAUCAGGGGGUGCUUUCAGGGAUUUGCCAGUUGAUAAAUUGAAAGACGUGAAAGUAGCGGAUGCUUUGAAGCAUCCGAAUUGGAAUAUGGGGAAGAAGAUUACCGUCGACUCUGCCACACUCUUUAACAAGGGUUUAGAAGUUAUAGAAGCUCACUACCUUUUUGGAGCCGAAUAUGAUAAUAUCGAGAUUGUUAUUCAUCCUCAAUCCAUCAUACAUUCGAUGAUCGAGACGCAGGAUUCUUCUGUGCUAGCACAAUUAGGAUGGCCCGACAUGCGUUUGCCGAUUCUAUACACAUUGUCGUGGCCCGACAGAAUUUACUGUUCCGAGAUCACAUGGCCUCGGCUUGAUCUCUGCAAGCUCGGUUCUCUUACAUUCAAGGCUCCAGACAAUGUGAAAUACCCAUCAAUGGAUUUGGCUUAUGCUGCCGGACGAGCUGGUGGGACCAUGACCGGUGUUCUUAGCGCAGCUAACGAGAAAGCUGUGGAAAUGUUUAUCAACGAGCAAAUCGGGUACCUCGACAUAUUUAAAGUCGUGGAGUUAACGUGCGAUAAGCAUCGAUGUGAAUUAGUGUCCUUGCCUUCGCUUGAAGAUAUCGUGUACUAUGACUCGUGGGCCCGUGAUUAUGCCGCCAGUUUGCAACCGUUGAUCGGUUUAAAACCUGCACUGGUUUGA